Messenger RNA from Ziziphus jujuba (common jujube), 1431 nucleotides. Its product is annotated as 30 kDa ribonucleoprotein, chloroplastic. Bases 158 to 1075 code for a protein of 305 amino acids. Gene Ontology annotation, cellular component: cytosol. The transcript has 4 exons. Gene Ontology annotation, molecular function: mRNA binding. Lineage: Eukaryota; Viridiplantae; Streptophyta; Magnoliopsida; Rosales; Rhamnaceae. The record is from RefSeq and is a predicted model, not a curated record.
GCUUUCCACUUUUCCAAACUCCCCAUACCUGAUACCUUCCUCUAUUUUUCUUCCCUCCCUCCUCGCUCCUUUACAUCUCCAUUCUUAACUGAAAAAAACCACCAUCACCACCACCCCACCACAACCAACAUCUCCAAAAACCUCCAUAAUCACACAAAUGGCUGCCACUGCUGCUGCAGCUGUGGCCUCAUCAGUCUCCUCAUCAUCAAUCAACACCCUCAAAUGCAUUCGAUCCAAUCUCUUGCCUUCUGAUCUUCACCUCAGAAUUACCCCACCAACCAGGAUAUUGGCAUCAUCCCCAUCACACUCUUUCAAUCUCGAACCGCUCUCUAUCGCUGCUGCUUCGCAGAAAUGGCGAGUCAUGAGGAUAACUGCUGCUGUUGCACAAGAAGAGGUGGCUGUCACGGCUGAGGUUGAAGAAGAAGAAAAGAUGGUGGAGGAGGAGAAGGAGGAGGAUCAACAAGAGGAGGAAGAGAAGGUUGAAGAAGAACAAGUAGUGGUGGGUAGGGAAGGAGAUAAAACUGUGGCUGGUGGUGAUGGAGUUUCUGUGAAUACAAAGCUCUACUUUGGGAACCUUCCUUAUAGUGUUGACAGUGCUCAGCUUGCCGGUCUCAUUCAGGACUUUGCAAGUCCUGAACUUGUGGAGGUUCUUUAUGAUAGAGAAACUGGAAGAAGUAGAGGCUUUGCAUUUGUGACUAUGAGUACUAUUAAAGAUUGCAAUAAAGUUAUUGAAAAUCUUGAUGGAAGUCAUCAUAUGGGACGAACUUUAAGGGUGAAUUUUUCGGACAAGCCUAAGCCUAAAUUACCUCUAUACCCAGAAACUGAAUACAAACUCUUUGUUGGUAAUUUAUCUUGGUCUGUCACAUCUGAAAGUUUGACACAAGCUUUUCAAGAAUAUGGAAAUGUGGUUGGAGCAAGGGUUCUAUAUGAUGGAGAGACAGGAAGGUCUCGGGGUUAUGGUUUCGUAUGCUACGCCACAAAAUCGGAGAUGGACAUUGCAUUGCAGUCUCUUGAUGGAAUGGAACUAGAAGGGCGAGCAAUGCGUGUUAGUUUGGCUCAAGGGAAACGUUCGUAGGAUCAUAAACUGCAAAUAUAAGUUAUGGGGUUGCAGACCAAGAUCAAGAUCAAUGGCAGCGAAGAAAUAUUGGCGGACAUAUUUAUCAGCCAAUGUCAAAUGCAAUCACAUAAGCAACUUGGAAGUCCCUUCCAUUUUUCUCGUUGUCUGGAACUCUUUGAGCACAAUAGUUGAAGAUUAUUUUACUUUCCUAUUGUUCUGCAAAAUUAUUGUUCUUUGUAUUCACUACCAAGUCUUUCUUACUAACAAUGUUGUAGAGCAUUGGAAUGUUCAUGGCUAGUUCAGUCCUAUGCCUUAAAAACGAACAAAUUGAGAGAAGAUUGGCAAAGUUUUCUUAUAUUUGAAGCACUUUCUUU